Messenger RNA from Halichondria panicea, 2568 nucleotides. RefSeq lists its product as uncharacterized. The record is from RefSeq and is a predicted model, not a curated record. Bases 344 to 2083 code for a protein of 579 amino acids. The transcript has 5 exons. NCBI's taxonomy places the organism in Eukaryota, Metazoa, Porifera, Demospongiae, Suberitida, Halichondriidae.
CAGUAAGCAAAACAAUACAAGUUGUCACCACACUUGGCAGCCAACCUCAACCACUUUGUAUUGCACAAUGCAUACAAUAGUUUAGCCUUGAGUGUAGACUCUACUAUACACACCUUCCACAAGCUCAGCAUUGUCUAGCUCUGAGUCAGUGCAUGUGCACAAGCCUUGAGGGCUUGUUUGAUAUACUGUAGCUGUACUAGAUCUAACCAUAUCUAUUAUUGUGGUUUAGCUUUAAGUGCAAGGUUUACACAGCAGACAUAAAAGGAAAGUUAUACUAUAGUCUAAGUAAGAGUGUAUGAAGCAGAGGCCUAUAGUAAUAGCUAGCUAAGUCUAUAAUCUCACAAUGGAUCUCAUGCCACUGAAGGUGGUUGUUCUUCUAUCAGUAUUGGGACAUUGCUUAUCUCAAAAAGGUGACUGUUACUACUACUUUGUAAGACAACCGAGUCUCGGUGCAUCAUGCAAUCCCUGGCCUUUACUGAACAAUACCACCACACUUCCUCUUCACUGCCACAUUCUAGCACCCAAGAACGAUCAUCUGCCUAAUGUUAAGUGGUAUAAAAACGGACUUGUCGAUGAAGGCACUAUAAUGCGAGUUUAUCCGGGAGGCCCUGAUCCAAAAUAUUCUAAUCCUGUUUCCAGUGGCGAUCUGAUAGACUUUAAGUUUGUUAACUUCUCACUCAUAAUCCACAAUGUUAGUAAUAGUGAUAUGGGUUGUUACUGGUGUGAGAUCAGCGUCAAUGAUGGGGAAAAGUGUGCUUUCAAUAUUCAACCCAGUAGUCAGUUUUGUCUUCUGGAAGGGGCUCAGUAUACUGGAAUGUCCAAUUGCCAUAGUUUCCCAAUGAAUGAAGAAAUGGUGUGUGUAGCCAAUACAAUUUGUGGAUCCACUGUGCAGACAUCUAUUAGUUCUUCAGAACUGAUGGAAUCAGGACAAACAUUAUCGACAUCCAGUUCUAGUGAAACCGUCUUCAUUUCUACAAAGCAAUCAAUGAUUGACACUUAUCAAGUAGAAACUAACACUGUUGCAGUUGAAAGCACACCAGUAUCACUUUUUUCAAACACUCCUUUAUCACAACAAAACUCAUUCGUACUAAAUUCUGGACCAAUGAUGAAUUCUGUGUCUAACGGUAUGCAUUUGAGCAGUCAACCAUUGAACGUGGUUCCUAUUGGAUCAAUGCAAUCAACGAAAACACCACUAUCUCAGCAGGAGCUCCGAGUUGGUCUCUAUGUGGGUGUCGGGGUGUGCUGUCUGUUGCUAGUGGUAAUCCUGGUACUACUGGCAGCUGUGAUAGUUUUGUGUAAGGUUCCAAGAGCCAAAAAACGAGAGAAAGAGUCAGUCGUUGCUAGCAACAUAAGCUCCCAACCUCUCAACAAUCCCGUGUGGAGUAAGUCUAAUUCAGGCUUGGCUGCAAUGUCUGUUAUCAACGAAAGUAGUAUACACCUCAUCACGGACUCACCCAUAUCGUCGACUCAAUUAUCACCACUAUCACAGUCGAUAACGGCAAGGCCGAAACAGGAGUGUACUGGUGUAGUGGCCUCAGCCUCAGGGCACUCUGACUCUCUCUCCAGCCUAACAAUUGCUACAAGUAUGGAGCAGAGGGAAGCAGUUAUUAAGGGUGUUUGUGAGCAUCACAGACUCUCGCUGACCAAUGAAUUUGAUGAGCAGCGUCACAAUGACAUAGGUGCACACUCUAGCGAACGCUCAGACUCACCUGACUCUCACUACUACCAUGUCUUAGAGUGUCCUGGUUACAGUGACGCAGAAGGUCGAGAGUUCCUACUGCGGAAUUGGAAAGAAGGUGACACUUCUACCGCCAAAUCACAAAGCAGCUAUGGUACACCCAACACAGAUGUAGAGCUAACCAAUCAAAUUACUCUACCCUGCAUGAUCGAAGUAGAGGAUAAAGACGGCUACCACUGGAGAAUAGUACCACCUACUGGCAAGAAAGAGGGGUCGUCAUCACCACAGAAGAGGAAACAUCAGUACACUAAACUAGAUUCCACUAAAAUGGAACCAAGAAGAGAAUAUGCUCGAGUCAGUGUCAAACGAAUUGCAAGUCCGGAAUUUCUUGAGAGAGAACAAUAACCAAGAGUACUCUUGAUAUAUAAAACUGAUCACCACUAAUUUUAAGGCCAGUGUUCGUCAAUGUCUUGUUUUCUGGUUUGGAAAUCACCUUACCACUAGUGAGGGAGGGAGGUUAUCAUUAUUCAUUGUGACAUCACUUCCUGUAAAACCCCAUUUCCUGUUAAUUAAAAUAACCACACUGGAUAUACAAUAAAACCACAAAUAUGAAAAAGGAAAUCUUACCUAAUCUAUGCUGCAAUCUAUGCUAUUUAUCAUGUGACACACCCACAAGUAGGUGUGGCUAAUGAAAAUAAUGGAGUGAUGUCAUAAUAAUGAGUUUUUUGAUGAGGCAGUGAAAUUUGAGGAGGGAGGUAACCAGAAACAAGACAUUGAUUAACAUUGGCCUAAUUUUAAAUUUCAGAGACCUAGUCUCGCGCACCAUCCCUGAAUGUUUUCUAUUUUAACGCUAGGUCGACAACAUUUGGUACAUAGGAGGUCGCCCUCAA